UGGGCCAUUUCGCAAUUCGUGGUGCAUGCCCAAACACGAAAGAUCCACGAGAUUCAACCCUUACCCAAGAUCUAACACCAAGUCACAGAACCAAGGUAGGCGCCCAAAUCUUCCAUUUGUUCUUCAAUUUCUCAUCCCCAAUUCUCCCUCCAUUUACAAAUCUUCUUCACAUGUUUAACAUCCGAGACGCAAUCAUCAAACGAUUGUUCAUCAAUUCAUUGAAACAACAAUGCAAAUCAGGGUUUACCAACAUAAAUCAAGCAAUUUCUCUCUUUAAUCAGAUGUCAUCUUUAGAUUCCUUACCUUCUGCUAUGGAUUUCAAUCACCUUUUCAACGCCAUCUCCAAGAUGAAGCCUCAAAGACAUCAUUCCGUCAUCAUUUCCCUCUCCAGGCAGCUGGAGUUAUCGGGUCUCCGCCCCAAUAUGCAUACACUGGGUAUCCUCACCAAUUGUUACUGCCAUUUGGGCCGGGUUGAUUUCGCCUUUUCGCUACUCGGUAAGCGCAUUAAGUUAGGGUUUGAUCCUGAUAUUGUGAUUUUUACUACUUUGAUUAAUGGGAUUAUUGAUGAUAAUUACAAUAAUGUUGGUCAAGCUGUUAAAUUGUUGGAUAAAAUUGUUAAGCUUGGGAUUCAACCUAAUGUUGUUACUUAUGGUGCUGUUGUUAAAGGGCUUUGUAGGAAAGGGAAUAAUGUGGGUGCUAUUAAUUUUCUUAGGAGAAUGCAGUCUGAUGGUGUUUGUAAGCCUGAUGUUGUCAUGUACACUAUCAUCAUUGAUAGUCUUUGUAAGGAGAAUAUGAUGUCUCAAGCUGUGAACCUGUUGGAGGAGAUGCAGAGAGAGGGCAUUUCGCCGAAUGUUGUUACUUACAGUGCUUUAGUUCAAGGGUGUUGCAAUUCGGAAAAUGGAAAGAGACCGUGAAUUGUUGUUUGUUUGGAGCCAUUGAAAAGAUAAUUGUCAAAUGUUGACUGAGAUUUUAGGGAGUAGGUCUCCAUUGGGUUGAAGAUUGAGCUCAAUGGGGAGUUCAUGAGUGAGAGGCGUGAUGUUCAUGCUCGGAUGUCCUAACUUUACUUGAUUAGUUGGAAUAUAUUCAUGUGGAGAAAUGCCUAGGAAUCACUGGUGUUGGAUUUUCCGGUCAGGAAGGUAGGUUGUGAAGCUGCUAAAUGGUGAUUUGAAUUUGUUCACAUUACUUGAUAGAUAUUGCCAGAGCGGAAACACUAGCAUGGACUUAUCAAGGCGCCUAGGCAUGUUAUGUGGGAAUACACAUUCUAAAGACACCGUUUUAUUUAGAAUGUCAAGGGUGAUGGUGAAUGCCAAAGCGAUUUCCUCUAUUGUUGUCUACAAUAUCCUAGUGAAUGGCUUUCGUCAGGCUAUCCACUGAAAGAA
Messenger RNA from Spinacia oleracea (spinach), 1379 nucleotides. RefSeq names its product putative pentatricopeptide repeat-containing protein At1g12700, mitochondrial. The transcript is spliced from 2 exons. Gene Ontology annotation, molecular function: protein binding. The coding region runs from base 171 to 914 and encodes 247 amino acids. The record is from RefSeq and is a predicted model, not a curated record. Lineage: Eukaryota; Viridiplantae; Streptophyta; Magnoliopsida; Caryophyllales; Amaranthaceae.